This is a messenger RNA of Fasciola hepatica (liver fluke), 219 nucleotides long. The record is from the annotation of a GenBank genome assembly. Lineage: Eukaryota; Metazoa; Platyhelminthes; Trematoda; Plagiorchiida; Fasciolidae.
AUGACAAACAUAUGGAGAUUUGUUGCGAUUGUGGUCCUCGCCACCUGGAUGACAGCUGAAGAAUCGAUCACGGAAUAUACUACGGCUACCACGACGGAAUCCACGACGGAACCAACGAAACCCGCAACGACCACCACUGCUGGUACCACUGGGUUGGUCAAAACAAAUGCGCUGUUUUGGAGUUCUUUGUUAUCGAUUGCUAUGAUGUUGACCAAUUAA